Messenger RNA from Pimephales promelas (fathead minnow), 3627 nucleotides. RefSeq names its product plasmanylethanolamine desaturase 1b (gene peds1b). Gene Ontology annotation, molecular function: oxidoreductase activity. The record is from RefSeq and is a predicted model, not a curated record. Lineage: Eukaryota; Metazoa; Chordata; Actinopteri; Cypriniformes; Leuciscidae.
CAGAGGCGUGGGGUUGAAGAUGCGGAAUUAAGGCAUCCGCUGCGCCCGAACCGGACUGAAUAUGGCGAGCACCGAGAGCAAAAGUGGGUCUUCGGAAAACUUUCACACACCCGAGCCAAGUAGAGUGGCUCAGCCGGGCGCGAGAUGGGGUCCACAGCAUGCAGGUGCUCGAGAGCUCGCGGAAUUAUACUCGCCAGGAAAAAGAUUCCAGGAAUGGCUCAGUGUGCUUCUUUGCUUUACCCUCAUGGCCUUCAACUUCUGUUACCUGGUAACAUACUUCCACCUGGGACACAUCUGGUACAUCCUUCUGGGCAUCGUGGCAGGGAUCCUCACAGCAGACUUUGCCUCUGGUCUGGUCCACUGGGGUGCUGACACAUGGGGUUCAGUGGAUCUGCCCAUCGUUGGGAAGGCCUUCAUUCGUCCAUUUCGAGAGCACCACAUUGAUCCAACAGCUAUAACACGCCAUGAUUUCAUUGAGACAAAUGGGGAUAACUGUAUGUUGACCAUCAUCCCUCUCGCUAACAUGGCCGCAAACUUCUUGUUGCUCUCUCCAGCGGAGAUCUAUCGAAACUACGCAUGGUACUGUUACGUCUUUGCUUUAUCUAUUUUUGUUACACUGACCAAUCAAAUUCACAAAUGGUCGCACACAUAUUUUGGGCUCCCACGCUGGGUGACGUUUCUUCAGGACUGUUACAUCAUUUUACCACGGAAACACCACAGAGUUCACCACGUUUCACCUCAUGAAACCUACUUCUGCAUUACAACAGGGUGGUUGAACUAUCCCCUAGAGAAACUGGGAUUCUGGAGAAACCUGGAAGAUCUGAUCCAGAGCCUGACCGGAGAGAAACCCAGAUCAGAUGACCUCAAAUGGGCCCAGAAAACCAAGUAAUCUUCCUCUGCCACCGACCCACCUCCCCUACCUCAGACCUGCUUGUAGGAGAACAGUCGUUUUUCUCCGUCUACUUGUCCUCCCUCAGACAGAACAAGAGGAAUGGCAAGAUAUCAAAGCCCAAAUUAGAAAGCCAUCAAAUCUUAGCAAAAGUUGAGAGAAUGGGGUUGACAAAGCAAUUGAAAGCAAUAUCCCACCCUGCUCACUCUAAAGACACAAACAUCCAAAUCCUCAUUGAAAACUUGAGACUUCUGUGAAAUGUUUAAAACUGUUCAAAGUGCAAAAAAACAAAACGAAUUUAAAAUGUCAAUACUUGAACAAAGUGGGCUCUUUUCUGGACACCUUAUCUUUCAGCUGCUCAAAGCUUUGCUGACUAGCUUGUUUCUGAGGGACUGGCCUCUGCACUUUUGGGUUUGGCCUUUGGGACUGAUUUCUCUUGCUCUCACCCUUCACUUGUUUGGGGUUUAAGUGCAGUAAACUCAAGGCAUUUUGGCUCUUUAACCGCAGAGGGCUGAAAACCGGUGUCUUCAUCUGUUGCUUGUGUCUGAACGGACGGAGCAGCAUCAUAUGCAGUCUUACUUCAGUACGCCUUAAAAGACAAAUCGCAUGAAACUUGCUUUGCUCUGCUUCAUCCUGUUCCUAACAUUCUUUUUUUUUUCAUUAUUAACACUUUCUUUUGAAGCACAUUUGCAAAUUCAGAGGUGCUGAAAGCAUUUAGCUCUUGAUCAAGAGGUGUAUAUUAGAAGUAUUUCCACGCAGGUCAAUAUUUAGGUCAAUAAUGUCUCAGUGUGAAUAAACAGCGGUGUCCUCACAGAUAUCAAAACCCACGAGACACUCAGAAUAGGCCUUAUGUGUAUCCAUUUUUUUUUAUCUUGUAUUAACUUUAUUGUAGGCUAGGUUGACCAGCUGACUAACAAACUUAAACUUGCACUCCAUUGCUUGGGUUUUAGGUCCACAUACAUGUUCAACUUAACACUAGCAUGUUAAUUUUAAUAAUAUGAAAUGUUAAAGGUGGCUACAGCAUGAUGCAAGGACAGAUUUAACAUCUAGCUGUAUAGUGACAUAACUAUUACUAACUGCUUAUUUAAUGAGCAUUACAGGAUAUACAUUCUCUAUUAUAAAGCUGCAAUGACAAUGAACUCAAAAUAUUUAUUUAAGUUAAUCUUUUACUAAUGAAAAAAAAAACUUGCUUUGCUUUGGAAAAUAAGUGUUGUUAUCUAAGCCAUGUAGUUUAGACGGUGUUUAUCAUGUCGUCUUAUAAGAGUGAGGAAAUUUAAUAUUUUAGAUCACAUCUAACAUAAUUGUGAUAAUUUUUGUUGUGCCAUUUGGGGGUAUUAGUUUAAUCAUUUUUCUUUGCACAAAAAAACCUAUUUGCCCUUAAAAACUGAAAAGGUCAACCUAAACGAGUUGUAGCUUAGACGUUUUAUGCUUAUGUGCAUUUUCAUGCCAAAACCUUGUUACUGUCAGCCGGAAUGUGGCAAUUGUGUUUCAAUAGGUCAGUUUUGUGAUGGUAUAUGUUUAAAAUAGGUCAUUAUAGAAGGUCAGAGAACAUGUUUUAGAGAGCAAAUUCAUUUGUCCAAUAUGUAAAACUGUUACAAAGGAGUCAGUCAGAACUGUAAAAUAACAAAACAUAUAUGAGGUGUUUUGAGCUGAUUCAUAAUGUGUCAUGUGUUGUUACAUCUUUUUUUUUUUCUUUCCUUUUUAUGAAUUCAGGAAGGUUUGUUGGAUGGAAUAUUGUAGUAUUUUUGACAGUCAACCAAUAUCUUAUAUAUUUCUAUGCUGAUAUGAGAUGCCAAAUUUAUUUUUGCUCCAGCUAAUAGAUCUGUUGUGGUGUGUUUGGUCGGUGUUUAUUUGAAGAAAACACUCCAGUGGCGAUGUUCACUGUACAGGGAACUGAAGCUUAAACCAAUUACUUUGAUUUUGUAAAAUGUUACAUCUGUCAUUAGAUUUCUUUUCAUUUUGUAUUUUUGGUUUCCAAUGAGUCUUUAUUAUGACAUUAUUUUCUCCUAAAUUUUACAGUAGUAUUAAUGAUCAUAUCAUAUAACAUAUCUCAACAUUUUCUUUUAUUUGUAAUGUACUGAUCAUGAAGGAUUUUACCAGCUGUAAUAUUUCUUGAUUUGAAAUGGUGGAAGAUGUGAGUUGGAGCAGUUUAGUGACCGUGAUGUGUUGAUGCAGUGAAGACUUCUGUGCUUUUGUCUGGUCAAGCUUCUGCAGGUAUAAUUAUGGUUCUAUAAACACACAGAAAUGUUACUAGUUUGUUGUGAAAUGUGUAAAAGAGAUUGUGGUAAUAUGGCGACUGUAUUAUCGAAAAUGCAAGAUUAGAGUGUUAAGACUUUCUCGUUGAGUCUCUUUUCUUUCCAUGCUUAGUGGAAAGCUACCACUUUCCAUGGAAUGUGGCUGUGAGAAGACUGAAUUAAUCACACUGUACUUGCUCAAAAAUAACAAAGCAAGGCCGAUCCCUUAUUCACUGAGGUUAUUUGAUUGAUGACCUUUUGGCAUUCACACUUGUUACUGAAUGUUUGUUCUUACUGAUUUAUUGGGAGAAGCCUUUUAAAAAUGCUAUCUCGGCUGAUUUUGCAAUUCACCUCAUAGUCUCACAAUCAGCAAGUUUUUGUAGGACGGCUACUUGUUGAAAACUGCAAAUAACGCCUUAAUGCCUUUUUUUGUUGUUUCUUGUUUUGAAAACUUAUGUCAUUAAGUUCAUAUUUAUAAUAAAAUUAAUAAAGAACUGGAAAGAC